This is a messenger RNA of Hipposideros armiger (great roundleaf bat), 761 nucleotides long. RefSeq names its product RERG like (gene RERGL). The record is from RefSeq and is a predicted model, not a curated record. The transcript is spliced from 2 exons. Gene Ontology annotation, molecular function: GTP binding; GTPase activity. NCBI's taxonomy places the organism in Eukaryota, Metazoa, Chordata, Mammalia, Chiroptera, Hipposideridae. The coding region runs from base 1 to 453 and encodes 150 amino acids.
AUGUGCUUGGUUUAUUUUCAGCCGCAGAAAGCAAAAUUUUCCCUCACAAGCGAGCUGCAAUGGGCAAAUGGUUUUGUUAUUGUGUAUGACAUCAGUGACAGGUCUUCGUUUGCUUUUGCAAAAGCACUGAUCUACAGAAUCCGGGAGUCACAAACUAGCCAUUGUAAAAGAGCUGUGGAAUCAGCAGUGCUUUUGAUUGGUAACAAGCAAGAUCUCUGUCAUGUGCGAGAGGUUGGCUGGGAAGAAGGGCAAAAGUUGGCAUUGGAUAACCGAUGCCAAUUCUGUGAACUAUCUGCAGCAGAGCAGUCUCUAGAGGUAGAAAUGAUGUUUAUCAGAAUUAUCAAGGACAUCCUAACAAACUUCAAACUCAAAGAAAAGAGAAGAUCCAGUGGAUCAAAAUCAAUGGCCAAAUUGAUCAAUAAUGUAUUUGGAAAGAGAAGGAAAUCUGUUUAGCAGAUAUGUGAUCCUAGGGGAUUUAUUAUAUCGGAGAGUUUCAAACAUUCAUAUGAUAAUUGAAUUUACCUUUUGUUUGCAUUUAAAAAAUAGUUCUGUUAGAGAUAUGAAAUGUUUGAACACAAACCACAGCAGUGUUUUCAAAUAUAUAGUUUGCCCUUUUGGUUCUUUGUAUCUUGUAUACUCUUGUUCACACUUAACCUUUUCUUUAUUACACAAAAUAGCACUCAUUAUAACCUAUUAGUGAAUUACUAUACAGUUUGUCUUGCCAAAUAAACUUUGCUUAUGUAAUUUUAUUAAAUUACCAU